GGAGGAAGUUGAGGGCCGUGCGGUUCCAGAGCUGCCACCUGCAGGUGCGUCCCCAGCCAAUCAGCGGCACCGGGGGCGGUGCCUGCGGGCUCACCUGGCGGCCGCAGCCUCUGCCCUGCUCACUGGUGUGGGAGCCGCGGCGCACUCUCGAGUUCCCAGGAACUUAACUUCUGCUCGACUCCAGCCCGGCCUAACCCGGCCUUGCCCGACCGCACCCGAGCUCUGCGUUUGCUCGGCGUCCGCCCGGCCAGCCAUGGGAGCCGGGUGCCGCAGCUUCUCCGCGCUCCUGCUCCUGCUGCAGGUCUCCUCGUGGCUUUGUCAGAAGUCUGAGCCUGAGCCUGAGCCCUGCCGUCCCGGCUUCAGUUCCGAGGUCUACUCCUUCCUGGUGCCGGAGAGGCACCUGGAAAGGGGCCACUUCCUGGGCAAAGUGAGAUUUGAAGGAUGCACUGGCCGGCCAAGGACAGCCUUCUUGUCGGAAGACUCCAGAUUCAAAGUGGCGACAGACGGUACCAUCACAGUCAAGAGGCAUCUGAAGCUUCAUAAACUGGAGACCAGUUUUCUUGUCCACGCCUGGGACUCCAGCCACAGGAAGCUUUCUACCAAAGUGACGCUGAAGUCUGUGGGGCACCACCACCACCGGCACCACCACCGAGACCCUGUCUCUGAAUCCAAGCCAGAACUGAUCACAUUUCCCAGCACUCACCAGGGUCUCAGAAGACAGAAACGAGACUGGGUCAUCCCUCCCAUCAGCUGCCCCGAAAAUGAAAAGGGCGAGUUCCCAAAGAACCUGGUUCAGAUCAAAUCCAACAGGGAUAAAGAAACAAAGGUUUUCUACAGCAUCACAGGCCAAGGAGCUGACAAACCCCCGGUUGGCGUUUUCAUCAUUGAGAGGGAGACAGGCUGGCUGAAAGUGACGCAGCCUCUCGAUAGAGAAGCCAUUGCCAAGUACAUUCUCUUUUCUCAUGCUGUGUCAUCAAAUGGAGAUGCAGUGGAGGAUCCCAUGGAGAUUGUGAUCACAGUGACAGAUCAGAAUGACAACAGGCCAGAGUUCAUCCAGGAGGUCUUUAAGGGAUCCGUUGCAGAAGGCGCUCUUCCAGGAACCUCGGUGAUGCAGGUCUCAGCCACCGAUGCAGACGAUGAUGUCAACACCUACAAUGCUGCCAUCGCCUACACCAUCGUCAGCCAAGAUCCUGAGCUGCCUCACAAAAACAUGUUCACUGUCAACAGGGACACCGGGGUCAUCAGUGUGGUCACCUCCGGGCUGGACCGAGAGAGUUACCCUACAUACACUCUGGUGGUUCAGGCUGCUGAUCUUCAAGGAGAAGGCUUAAGUACAACGGCCAAAGCCGUGAUCACUGUCACAGAUAUUAAUGACAACGCUCCUGUCUUCAACCCAAGCACGUACCAGGGUCAAGUGCCUGAGAAUGAGGUCAAUGCCCAUAUCGCCACACUCAAAGUGACUGAUAACGAUGCCCCCCAUACUCCAGCGUGGAAUGCUGUGUACACCAUAAUCAAUGAUCCUCAACAGCAGUUUACUGUCGUCACAGACCCCGAGACCAAUGAUGGCAUUCUGAAAACAGCCAAGGGCUUGGAUUUUGAGGCCAAGCAGCAGUACAUUCUGCACGUGAGAGUGGAGAAUGAAGAACCCUUUGAGGGGUCUCUCGUCCCUUCCACGGCCACUGUCACCGUGGAUGUGAUAGACAUGAAUGAAGCCCCCAUCUUUGUGCCUGUGGAGAAGAGAAUCGAAGUGCCCGAAGACUUUGGUGUGGGUCUGGAAAUCACAUCUUAUACCGCUCAAGAGCCAGACACAUUCAUGGAACAGAAGAUCACGUAUCGGAUUUGGAGGGACACUGCCAACUGGCUAGAGAUUAACCCAGAGACCGGUGCCAUUUUCACGCGGGCUGAGAUGGACAGAGAGGACACGGAACAUGUGAAGAACAGCACGUAUAUAGCCCUCAUCAUCGCCACAGAUGACGGUUCACCCAUUGCCACCGGCACGGGGACUCUUCUCCUGGUCCUGUCAGACAUCAAUGACAACGCUCCCAUCCCAGAACCUCGAAACUUGGAGUUCUGCCAGAGGAAACCACAGCCCCAUGUCAUCACCAUCUUGGAUCCAGACCUCCCCCCCAACACAUCCCCCUUCACUGCUGAGCUAGCCCACGGGGCCAGCGUCAACUGGACCAUUGAGUAUAAUGAUGCAGCACAAGAAUCUCUCCUUUUGCAACCAAGAAAGGAAUUAGAGAUUGGCGAAUACAAAAUCAAUCUCAAGCUAGCGGAUAACCAGAACAAAGACCAGGUGACCACGUUGGACGUCCAUGUGUGUGACUGUGAAGGGACAGUCAACAACUGCAUGAAGGCGGGCUACGUGGAAGCAGGAUUGCAAGUUCCUGCCAUCCUCGGAAUCCUCGGAGGGAUCCUGGCCCUGCUGAUUCUGAUCCUGCUGCUCCUGCUGUUUCUACGGAGGAGAACGGUGGUCAAAGAGCCCCUGCUGCCACCAGAUGAUGAUACCCGGGACAAUGUAUAUUACUAUGAUGAAGAAGGAGGUGGAGAAGAAGACCAGGACUUUGAUUUGAGCCAGCUGCACAGGGGCCUGGAUGCCCGUCCAGAAGUGACUCGAAAUGAUGUGGCUCCCACCCUCAUGAGCGUGCCCCAGUAUCGUCCCCGUCCUGCCAAUCCUGAUGAAAUCGGGAACUUCAUCGAUGAAAACCUGAAGGCAGCUGACAGCGACCCCACGGCACCCCCUUACGACUCUCUGUUGGUGUUCGACUACGAGGGGAGUGGCUCUGAAGCUGCUAGCCUGAGCUCUCUGAACUCCUCUGAGUCGGAUCAGGACCAGGACUAUGAUUAUCUGAACGAGUGGGGCAACCGAUUCAAGAAGCUGGCGGACAUGUAUGGGGGUGGCGAGGAUGACUAGGGGACCAGCGAGUCGCCCCUGUGUGGCACUGUGGGAGAUGCAGAAUAAUGAUGUCAGUGGUCUUUCAGCUCCUUCCCUGAGUUUGUAGAAUCGAGCCUGAUCUGAGAAGUGUGCAUAUUGAUCCCACUCUCCCUACCAGUCUGCCUGUGUUAGUAUGGUUUUCAUUGAUUGUUGAAGUCCUUUUUAUUUUUUAUUUCUACAGUGCUGGGAUACAAACUGUGCCUUUUUUUUUUUUUUUUUUUUUUUUUUUUUUUUUUUUUUUUUUUUUUUUUUUUUUGAGCUAUGUUCUGCUCUAGACACACAGCCCCAAGCCCCUCACCCCUCACUAAUUUUUUACAUUGUGUACUUUCUCUGAAUUACAAUGUUUGCGUCCUGUAGUCUAAUAGCCACUCAUGUUCCUGAAUUCUGUUGCCCUGCUCAGGUGCUACUCUAGGAUGUGGAAAUGCCUGGGCCCUUUAAUGGUGAGAGACAGGUAUCUUGGUGAGGGUGCAGCUGAGCCGGAUGGUGUGCGAUUCCGAGACCUUCCAUGAUGUUCCCUCCUCAUCUCCAGAGAACUCACUUUGCAGUGGCAUUCCUUGUUCUGCUGUGCGUCUGGGGCAGAACAAAAAGAAAAGGGACCGCUAUGCAUGCUGCACAUGUCUCAGAUUCUUAGGCACACACCUGAUUCUUAGGUGCAUGCCAUAGUGGGAUCUGGUGCUUUGAUUUUCUACGCAGUGCUGUGAUCGGAACCUGCAGAGAGGUUUUUGGGCACCGCUUGGUGUCUUGCAUUUCUUUCAAACCAACACUAAAGAGUGGUGUUCUCUGAGAGAGUCUGGAGUCCCACCACCAAAGAUGGAGACAGAAAAGCAGAGAAACCAAACCCAGGGACAGCAAGCAUGUCCGUGAACCUGGCCAGUUGGCACACUCAUGGUGAGGGUACACAGGUGGCUAGGCCUCUUUUCCCACAAAAUUUCUGGAAGAAUAGGGGUAUCUUAGCCAGUGUUUCCCAGCUGGAAUCCUCGUCCAUGUAUUCCUGAAGUCCAGGAAAUACGCCCCUCCAGUGCCUGCUUUUGGUGGUAGCUUCAGAAAAUGCUGGCUGAUUUGAACCCAAGUUGUCCAAUUCUAAGUACGAAUAGAAAACUGAGAAUAUCUGAGUGUGGUGGCGUACGCCUUUAAUCCCAGCACUCAGGAGGCAGAGGCAGUUGGAUCUCCCUGAGUUCGAAGCCGGCCUGGUAUAGUAAGCGAAUUAUAGGACAGCCAGGGCUACACAGAGAAACCCUGUCUCUGAAAACCAAAAAAGAAAACUGAGAAUAUUACAAAUUGUACAUUUUCUCAGGAAGCAGGAAGAAAACAAUUCUAAUGGGGAAAGGAGGCAAGGGCCUGGUGACUUUCCUUUUCAUUCAAAAUGCAAAUCUCAGUCUUUAUAACCACUGGAGAGAAUGCAGUGAUGCAAGUGCUGUACUUACCUAACUUUAGAGGAAAACAAUGACCGCAAUCAACUGUGAGAGCUGUUGAUUUCUCUGUAGUUUAAUUGUGUAAUGUUGAUAGAGUGUCCUUUGUAUGUAGUUUGAGUGUAUAUGUAUGGGUACCGAUAAUUUUGUAUUUUGUGGGGGGUGGAAAAGGUAAACCAUUGAAACUGGUCUCUAAGAUGCAUUUUUAUGAAUUUUAUUAAAGAGUUUUGUUAAACUGU
Molecule: messenger RNA, 4583 nt
Organism: Mastomys coucha (southern multimammate mouse)
Lineage: Eukaryota; Metazoa; Chordata; Mammalia; Rodentia; Muridae
Gene: Cdh1
Product: cadherin 1
Exons: 16
Coding region: 254-2914 (886 amino acids)
Biological process (GO): cell-cell junction assembly; homophilic cell-cell adhesion; multicellular organism development
Cellular component (GO): catenin complex; adherens junction; plasma membrane
Molecular function (GO): cadherin binding; calcium ion binding
Source: RefSeq, a predicted model, not a curated record